Silurus meridionalis is the source of this 1795-nucleotide messenger RNA. RefSeq names its product regulator of G protein signaling 7b (gene rgs7b). The record is from RefSeq and is a predicted model, not a curated record. The coding region runs from base 276 to 1655 and encodes 459 amino acids. Gene Ontology annotation, biological process: intracellular signal transduction; regulation of G protein-coupled receptor signaling pathway; G protein-coupled receptor signaling pathway. The transcript has 18 exons. NCBI's taxonomy places the organism in Eukaryota, Metazoa, Chordata, Actinopteri, Siluriformes, Siluridae.
GCACCGGGCGCACGCAAAGACGACGGUGCGCGCUCACGUUAAACGCCGUUUCGGCUUCGAGGAGGGAGAAGUGAUAGUUGGUUGUUUCGCGCGAGCGCCAAAAAAAAAUAAAAGAUAAAUUCGCUCUUUUCCACAUGCGAGAUCUGUUCGGCGCCUGACCAAAAACAAAACGCACAAGCACCGCGAGAUACAAAACGAAAAGGGGAGGGAGGGAUCGCACGUCGUGCGCGACAGAAGCAGGAGCACUCAAGGCUGGCUGUUCAUUACUGGGAGGCAUGGCGCAGACUAACAGCUAUGGACAGAGCAGCAAUGGAGUAGCCGAUGAGUCUCCCAACAUGCUCAUCUACAGAAAAAUGGAGGACAUUAUUGCUCGGAUGCAGGACGAGAAAAACGGCAUUCCCAUUCGCACAGUGAAGAGUUUUCUGUCCAAGAUUCCCAGUGUGUUUUCAGGUUCAGAAAUUGUGCAGUGGAUGAUCAAAAACCUAGACAUCGAAGAUCAAGUUGAGGCUCUUCACCUGGGAACUCUGAUGUCUGCACAUGGAUAUUUCUUUCCUAUCUCUGAUCAUGUCCUAACAUUGAAGGAUGAUGGGACGUUUUAUAGAUUUCAGACCCCCUACUUCUGGCCAUCGAACUGCUGGGAACCAGAAAAUACUGAUUAUGCUGUUUACCUCUGUAAGCGGACGAUGCAGAAUAAAGCCCGGCUGGAACUUGCUGACUAUGAAGCUGAGAGUUUAGCACGGCUACAGAGAGCUUUUGCACGGAAAUGGGAGUUUAUAUUUAUGCAAGCAGAAGCACAAGCUAAAGUGGAUAAAAAACGGGACAAAAUCGAGCGCAAGAUUCUGGACAGUCAAGAACGAGCAUUCUGGGAUGUGCACAGACCUGUGCCUGGCUGCGUGAAUACGACUGAAGCUGACAUCAAGAAAUCGUCCAGGAUGAAACAACCUCACAAAACACGGAAGUCGGUGUAUGGGCUACAGAAUGAUGUCCGCGGUCACAGUCCCACACACACCAGCACACCUGAGAUUAAGGAGCCCACUGAGGAGGAGCUACAGGAACAGAUACAGUAUUGGCAAGCGCAGAUGGACAGACAUCGAUUAAAAAUGUCCAAAGUUGCAGAAAGUUUGUUGGGCUACACAGAGCAGUACAUUGAGUACGAUCCUUUCUUAACCUCACCUGAACCAUCAAACCCGUGGAUCUCAGACGACAACACCCUCUGGGACCUGGAAGCCAGUAAGGAACCUGGUCAGCAGAGAGUGCGGCGGUGGGGUUUCAGGUUUGACGAGGUUCUGAAGGACCCUGUAGGGAGAGAACAGUUCCUGAAGUUCCUGGAAUCUGAAUUUAGCUCUGAGAACCUGUGCUUCUGGCUGGCUGUGCAGGAGCUUAAAAAACGGCCGAUCCGUGAGGUGCCCAAUCGUGUGCAGGAGAUAUGGGAUGAGUUUCUGGCACCUGGAGCCCCAAAUGCCAUCAACCUUGACUCCAAAAGCUACGAUAAGACCAUGCAGAAUGUCAAAGACCCCGGACGCUACACGUUUGAAGACGCUCAGGAGCACAUCUACAAGCUGAUGAAAAGCGACUCAUACAGCCGCUUCAUUCGAUCCAGUGCCUACCAGGAGCUAUUACAGGCAAAGAAGAAGAAAAGCAAGAAUUUGUUCUAAACAAGUGGAUGCUGGGACAUCAAAACCACGAUCCCCACGCCUCUACUUUCUUCAGGAAGAGGAAGAGGAGCGUGUGAUUUUUUUUGUACAUUACUGUAAUCUACUGUGUUUCAUAAUAAACCCAACACGGAGGUAGAGCA